Molecule: messenger RNA, 6354 nt
Organism: Babesia ovata
Lineage: Eukaryota; Apicomplexa; Aconoidasida; Piroplasmida; Babesiidae
Exons: 2
Coding region: 1-6354 (2117 amino acids)
Source: RefSeq, a predicted model, not a curated record
AUGCACAGUAAUGUAACUCAGCUUGUUAAGCUUUUACAAGCAUCUUGCGGAGAUGAGGGGUGUUGUAAUGAUGUUAACAGUUUCAGUGUUGAACAUCUUAAAAAACUUCAAAAGACAUUUAAUGACAUUGAUAAUAUUGAGAGAGAAAUUGAAGGCCUUAAAAAAGAAAUUGCUGAAAAAAGUGAGGCGCCUGAAAGGGCGCCGUCCGACAGUCAGUCUGAGAUUGAUGAGCAAAUUAAGAAAAAAACUGUGGAACUUGAAAAAGAAAUUUCUCAGCUUCAACCUCAAUUAGAUAAGCUUAAAGAAGAAAUUCCUACAAAAAUUCAGGAGCUUAACAAUAAUGUUUCUGGUGUAAGUCAGAAGCUUACUGACACAAUGAGAGAAAUUCAAUCCAAAAUUGAAGCGCAUAAAAAUGAGCAAAAAGGCUCUCAAAAUAAUGUUAAAAAUAUCUCCAUUCCCUCCCAUCUUUCCAAUCCUCUUGAAACUGCGCAGGCUAAAUUGAAGUCUCAUGAGGCUUCGUUGACAUCGCUUCAAAGUCUUGAGAAGCUUAUGAAAUUUCAUGAGAGUGUUAAUAAAAUGAAGCAAAAUAAAGAUGGAAACUGUAAUGAUAUUCUUAAAAAUCUUACUGAAGGCCUCGAAAAAUUUCUCGGCUUCCGAAAUGGUAAUUACACCGGAGAGGGCAUCGUGUACUCGGACCUUGACAGGCUGUGUGACGGGGUGAUGUCUUUCCUUCAUGGAGUUCUUGAGAGUGUGAAAAAUGAUGAUGCUGUUAAAACGUAUGAUGAAGAUAAUAAAAUCAAGAAUCUUCUUUCUUCAAUCAGUAAGUUUAUGCAUAAAGGUUCUAAUCGUUUUCAGGAAGCCAUCACAGAAGUCUCCGCGGCGCUGCAGGCGUGGAGCGGUGAGCUCGAAGAGCGGAAGAAAACAUUUCAAGAAGCACUUAGCACACUUAAAGAUCAACAUAUCACUGUAAUGUCUGCUACACUUAGUAAUCUUAAUAGUCUCACUGAUAAUGAUUCACUUGCAUAUGUUGCUGAAUACUUGGGGAAGUGCAUAAACUACGCCAUGGACCUUUCUGACGCCUUCGAUUUUGCUGAAGGUGCGUAUAACCAGCUCGACGAAAACCUUAGAGAUAAGUUAAACGUUUCGAUAAACUACGUUAAAUUGCAGGUGAGGGAGUUCGCAGCCGCCGCAAAAAAUACAGAAUUGAGAGACGUGGUAGCCCUAGCCGGGAGUGAGUUGAAAGACGUGGGAGGGUUCGUUGAAUUUGCAGUUGACGCAAGAAUUAAAAUGCUUCAGAGGUAUCUCGAAGAUAAUAUCACAGCAUUGCGCGACAAACUUGAAGGGGUGAUGAAAAAUCAAUUUGAUGACUUGGUUAGGUCAGUUGAUGUAGAUCUUCAAAAUGCCUUAAGCAUGGUAAGCGUUGGGAUAGACAGUGUUAUACGAAAUUAUGACAAAAAUGUUUAUCAAGAAGUCAAUAAGAUUAACAACACUUCACAGCAGUUUUUAGACAAAUUCAAAGCAACUCAAGGUGUGCUUGAAAGCCUGAUUGAGAAGGUGAGAAAGGAUGUCGUUAAUCUUAGACUGCUUACGGUCAAUGAAAAUAUUGAAAAUGCAUACGGAGGCACUGCCGAAGCCCCUCUACUUAAGCAGAUUGGUGGCCGCACAGCAUUUAAUAAGUUCAUAGCCUAUUUCAGCGAUCUUGAUGAAGUAAUUAUGAAAAAUGUCAAGGAGGUCAAUGACAAGAUAGGUGAGGGGUUGUAUACAUUUGUAAGCAAACACGAUUUGGUAAGCACUGUGGAAAAGGCUAAGGAUCCUCUUUUGACAGUGAGACGGCUAUUUGAUGAAAUAAAAAAUCUUCCAAAAGUAGAAACAAUUCAAAUUGACGGAGUGAACUUAAAGGAUCUUAUACGACAUGAUCUGAAGAACAAGUUCUCUAGCAUUAAGACCAUACAAAAGGUAAUGGAUGCAAUCAGUGCCAAGACAUACGAUACUGUUAAAAAUGAAGCAAAAGCUCUUCUCUCAGAGCUGGGUGCCAUUCCUCAAAUUGUAUCCGACCACUGUAAGACUGUUGUACGCAGUGUAAUGGAUGCAAUUGAGAGUAAGAUUGCUGAAGAGAUCCACAUUGUUGGUACCGCUAUCGAGGGCCUGGUAGAUAAAGUUGCAGCGGCUAUAAAUAAUCCGACUGGCGUCGGUCCUCCCGGGGUUCAGGAAAAGGUGUCCAGCCUCAAAUUUCUGGUUGGUGAAUUCGCGACACAUAUUGAUGGUGAGCUUCGACAUCUCCAAAAAAGCGUUGGCACAGCUAGGGAUCCUCCAUCCAACAAAGGAACUGUCUACGCAGAGUUUAAUGAACUUAAGAGGAGGUUAACUGAUCUUGGAAAACACCUUACUAAGGUUCAGAAAAAUAUCAUAGCCUUUGGUAGAGAUAUACGUCUUUGUAUUAAUGAUGUCAAGCAUUUUCUUGAUGAAGCGCCUAAAGUAAUUAAAACACUGCUCAAUCAACUGGGAGAUGAUAUUGAUGCCAAAAUUAAAGAAGCCACCCGUGCUAUUCAAGAAAACGCUAAAGACCAAUACAGCAAAAAGAUUAGUCAUAUGUUCAAAGAGAUGAAAACUAGACUGCACUUUGCAAUUACAAGCAUCGAACACACCAUUCAAAAAGAUUUGAACAGCGGUGUAAAAGGCUUAUUGAAAAAAAUGAAAGGUAAAAUCGACGACCUCCAAAAUUAUGAGAAGUCAGCUGCAUCCACCACCCACCACGCCAAAUUCCAAUCCCUCUCCGACAAAUCCCUCGCCUACCUAAAUCACAUCUACACAUACCUCUCCGCCGACCUCCCCAAACAUCUCCCAUCCUCCCAAUACUCCCCCCAACUCCAGUCCAUCCACUCCCAGCUCCAAACUCUCCUCUCCCACCUGUCCGAGCAAAAACACUUCGACCACCAGGUACCCGGAAUGCUCCAAAAACUCAAGACAUCCGUCGAAUCCCUCACCUCCGCAGCCUUCGGCAACCCCGCGUACCCCGUGCUCGACGCUUUCCCCAAGAGCCUGCUGCCGUUCGUCGAGCAGCUGGAGAGGGGGUAUGUUAAUAGGUAUGAGGGGCAUCCGGACAAAUUUGAGUGGCAAGAAUUCGUGAAAAUAAAACCCGUCGAUGCCGCAAAUUAUGCUUUGACACCGUAUGGUAAAAAUUUAUCUAAGGUCUGCCUCUCGAUUUUGAAGAUGCUGAACGAAGACUUGACGCAUCUAAAAGAUCAAUGCAAAAACAACUAUCCGUCACGUCCAAUCUACGCAAAAUCCGGUCCUGGUGUUUUAUUGCACAAAAUGGGUUACGACGUUUCUAAAGAACGUAAUUCCCAUGACGGUCAACUGCAAAACAAAGACACAAUGACCGGUGAAAAAAUAAGUAGACUGUUGGCGAGCGCAGUUAAAAAUACCGACAGCAAUCAUCAUCUUAAGAGUUGUCUAUCGAAACAAGAGAGAAUACAUGUCUUGGAUAUUCUUGAAUGUAUAUACAAACAUGUAGCAGCACAUUAUAGGACGCGUCACUUAGUCGCCUUAAAGUCAUCUAGGCUUCCAUGUAGUGUCUUCGAAGUAUUAGUUUGGUUCUCCGGUUUCCCUUUUAAUCCGAUGUUUGCACCACUUAACGCUUACUUUAAAAAACUAUUCGAUGAGCCGCAGAAUGUAAAAGAACGCAUAUAUUCAUCCAAAUAUGCACUCUCCGCUUAUCCCAAGGGAUUCUCGGCGACUAAUCUAGAAAGUAGCUUUCAUGAUGUGACUGCGUACUCUCACCGUGUUCUUACCGCACUUCUCGGCCACGGCCAUGCGAGUGGCACAUAUUCCUGUGAUUUUUAUACCAAUUCAAAAAGUCUCCUAUACCCUACUGACUUAAACACAUUAAUAUGCCUAACGUUUGAUAUGCUCAAACGUCUCUACCAACAACUACAUUUCCUAUAUCGGCAAUGCUGUCAUACUACUGCGUUGAGUGGCUGGCGUGAAUGCCAUUACGGCAACGCAGUUGGUGGUUCCGCUUGGAACUGCAACACAAUGCGAUGCCCCAACCAAGCCUGUGACCAAGCAUUUAACCAAGGUGAUACCCAAAAUGCCAACCAAAAAUGCAACCAAACGGCUGACCAAACGUGCAAGCAACAUCCUACUUGUGGCCUUAAAUCGCCGCUCCAGUCCUUUUUAGAGGAUGGUUUACAAGGCUUCUUGCCGCAUUCGCUGACAUCUAAGGGGUCAAAGAUGUCAUGUUUCUCGUGUUCCAUGUCACGUGGAAUGCCGUGUAAGAUGCCAAUGGGCUUCCUUGAAAUCGCUUCCAUGGCAUCGCAUAUUAAAACUGGUCAAUAUCUCAGAGAUGUUCUUGUAGGUUUCUGUGGUGAUUCAACAGCCUGCCUAAGUAACCUAUGUAGUCUAUUCAAUUGCCUUCUUCCAAGUGCGCCGAAAACACUGGGUGAGAUGUUUGGGUUCUAUUACCAACUCCUCAGGAAUUGGACUUCCGAAGUUGAUCAUAGAAAACAGGCUUUAGAUGGCGCUGUCAGUUCCUCAUCCUUCACCUUUGUCAGCGACCUCGAUGUGUGUUCGGAUUUGUUCACACAUAGAGAGCAUUUCAAAAUUAUCCCGAAUGGACGCUCCAAAUCCACCUUGCUUCGGAACCGCAGUGAUCUGUAUAGUUUAAGUAAACCCGAAGUAUCAUGUUAUGAAGCAAAUAACCAAUGUGGCGCAUACAUGGCUUCAUUAAGCCAGAAUAUUUAUGGCACGUUGGCCUCCAAAAAUGCGUCUAAUUACUUAUCGUGGAUUGUCUAUCUCACUGAGACGUUUUACGAUUUAUUGUGUCAGCUAAGCAAAGCUUGUCAUGGUAACUGCGGAUCAGAGAAAUCAAGAUGCCGUGUAACCGGUUGCGCCAAGAAUAUUUGCAGUUUUUCGAAACAAUCCUAUUUUGAAGGAACCGAUAUGCAACAUGAUGGCCGAUGUAAUUCCAUUCUUAAUUGCCGUUAUACUCAUCCUGCCUUGUAUGCAUACGGCUUCACAUUUGGAGACAGAACCAAUUUGGAUGGCAGAAUUGAUGACAAAGAUAUUCCGAAGAGGACGUGUAAAACAUUUAUUGUACAGCUCCAAAAUGUAUGCUCCGAUCGUUCUGUCCUCUCAGAAAUUAUACACGAGACAAUUCCCAAUUUCUUAUGGAAAAUCAGAGAGCCAUUCUCACUGACACUUUUAGCCCUCUGGUCGCUCACCUGCUCUGUACAUAUUGCCGUUUCUGUCCGCCUUGAUGUCCUGAGGAUAUUGCUCCCACUUCAGGUUUCGCCUGUUAUCAGACCGCAGAAGUCUCCUCGUUGCUGUGACAGUAAGCUCAAACAAGAUCUUGAGAAAUUUAUUGGCAAGGAAGAUAAGGUUAAUCCUGCAACAGAAAUUCUUAAAAAUCUCACUGACGGUUUACAAAAGUUCCUUGGAUACCAAGAAACUUCCAAAGGCUACGAUGGCUCCGGCAUCGUGUACUCGGACCUUGACAGGCUCUGCGACGGGGUGAUGGCGUUUCUGCAUUCCGUGCUCAAAGAUGUCCACGAUAAACAGCCCUACACUGUUGGUAAAACAACGUUACAGAAUAAUGUUUUGAGUCAUCUUAGUAGUAAAUUAGGUUCAGGUCAUGAGGGUUUUAAGAGUGUCAUUGCCCAGGUGGCCACGGGUGUCGGGGGGUAUAAUGAGGAAGUGAAGGUGUCGAACAAAAAAGCCAAGAGAAGGAUUGAAAGAUUGUUAGAGAAGGUAGGUGAAGAGUUCGAGAGCAUGAUUACGAAGAUUCCUGGUGAAGAAAUUUUUGGUAAACUGCAGUAUAUUGGUGAACAGGUUAGUGAUGCAAAACUGUUUGCCGAAAACUAUGUGGGAUACGGCGCAACGUUUGAGAGUAGGCUUCAGCCCUUGGAACAAAAUAUAAAUGAUCUCAAUUCACAGUGUAAGAAUAACGUGAUCAACGCGAGAAAACAGAUUAAGCAUGAGACUGAGAGGCUUCGUAAAUUGUCGGAGAAGGAAUGGAAGGACUUGAAAAGUAUGGAAAUGAAGAUUACGACGGUGCUUCAAAAGCUCGGAGUAGACGUUAACGCACAUAUUAGCAGGGAAGUGAAAACACUAGUUGAGAAUUUGAAAGCAUUGGUUCAAAAAAUUAAAGAUUUGCUCAACGACACUUUCAAAAAGCUGAGCAACUACAUUUUCGAGUUGGAAAAGUGGAUGAAAAAUGCGGACACUAUGGUGAAUAGUGCAAUGGAAGGGACGACGGAAAUUGCCGAUAAGAAGCCCGGAAAGAAUAAUCAGGAGAUGAUUAACGCAAAAGCGGGGCAGGUUAAAGAUUGGGUGGUUGGCUUGAAAGGUAUAUAA